AUGACGGAAGCAAAUGUUAGUAUUUGGGAAGGAGACGAAACUCAAACCAAAAAAGACAGUUCUUUGGUGAAGAUAAAAGUUCUGUUUUUCGCACGAGCGCGUGAUCUUACUGGCUUGACUGAGGUACCAUUGGAAGUGUCAUCUGGGAGUACUACUCAAGAUUGUUUGAAAAAGCUUCUAGUUCAAUUUCCACGUUUGGAAGAAAUACAAGGAUGCAUGGUUCUAGCUCUGAAUGAGGAGUAUGCAAUGGAUUCAACCAUUGUUAAAGACAAGGAUGAGUUGGCCAUUAUACCUCCGAUAAGUGGUGGAUGA
Molecule: messenger RNA, 312 nt
Organism: Lathyrus sativus (Indian pea)
Lineage: Eukaryota; Viridiplantae; Streptophyta; Magnoliopsida; Fabales; Fabaceae
Source: the annotation of a GenBank genome assembly